AUGCUGACAGGACACGGGUGUUUCGGAUACUAUUUACAUAAGUACAAAAAGCGGUUUGACCCGGCGUGCGUGGCUUGUGGAUCACCGGUGGAUGAUGUAGAACACACCUUGUUCAGGUGUGACAGGUGGUGGCAACAUAGAAGAGAGCUGGAAGUGAAAAUUGUAGCAGUGAUGGAACCAGAUACAGUAGUGGCGACAAUGCUCGAGAAGGCGCAGUACUGGAAUACGGUUAAGGCGUAUGCGGGAAUGGUGCACUCGACAAAGGAAGAAGAGGAGAGGCAGGUCCAAAGAGGCAGAGCUGCAGUAACAUUGUAA
Molecule: messenger RNA, 315 nt
Organism: Macrosiphum euphorbiae (potato aphid)
Lineage: Eukaryota; Metazoa; Arthropoda; Insecta; Hemiptera; Aphididae
Source: the annotation of a GenBank genome assembly